Messenger RNA from Meyerozyma guilliermondii ATCC 6260, 513 nucleotides. RefSeq lists its product as uncharacterized. Lineage: Eukaryota; Fungi; Ascomycota; Pichiomycetes; Serinales; Debaryomycetaceae. Bases 1 to 513 code for a protein of 170 amino acids. Gene Ontology annotation, molecular function: clathrin-cargo adaptor activity. Gene Ontology annotation, cellular component: AP-1 adaptor complex; intracellular membrane-bounded organelle. Gene Ontology annotation, biological process: protein transport; vesicle-mediated transport. The record is from RefSeq and is a predicted model, not a curated record. The transcript has a single exon.
AUGCACCAGCGCGUAUCUCAAAUUCAAAAGUCGCCAACAACUAUUUAUACCAUGGCCGUGCAAUUUCUCUUGUUGCUUUCACGCCAAGGCAAGCUUCGUUUGACAAAAUGGUACCAGACUAUAUCACAGAAGGAGAAGACCAAAAUAACUCGUGAGCUCACCACUUUGAUCUUAUCACGCCGAGCAAAGAUGUGCAACGUGUUGGAAUACAAAGAUUUUAAAGUUGUAUAUAGGAGGUAUGCUUCGUUGUUUUUCAUUGUGGGCAUAGAUCUGAGCGAUAAUGAGCUCUUGGCGUUGGAAACCAUCCAUAGAUUCGUGGAACAGAUGGAUAAACUGUUUGGAAACGUGUGUGAAUUGGAUAUUAUUUUUGGCUUUGACAAGGCAUAUCAUAUACUAGACGAGUUGUUGCUUGACGGGUAUGUUCAGGAGAGUCUGAAGAAGGAGGUUUUGCGAAGGGUGGCUCAGCAAGAUGAGUUGGAAAACAUGGAUGAGUUUGACAAUAUUCUUGCGUAG